Messenger RNA from Stegodyphus dumicola, 2049 nucleotides. RefSeq names its product G protein-coupled receptor dmsr-1-like. The record is from RefSeq and is a predicted model, not a curated record. NCBI's taxonomy places the organism in Eukaryota, Metazoa, Arthropoda, Arachnida, Araneae, Eresidae.
UGUGCCAGUAAUGAAUGCUCUUUGAAAGAUUCGGAAGUAAAUAGAUUUCUCCUGAAAAGAAGCCAUGAAUCAUAGUUUGGAGUCUCCAGAGAGUUCUGAAGAGUUCCUUACUCCUUGGGCUCAAGGGAUAUUUCUCUCCAUUGACACAGACCCUUAUUCAUUAGAAAACUCUUCCCUGGCAACAGAGAUUCCGCAACUUCAAUUUCGGCCAUAUUACGGAAACCAACUAGAAAUCUACAGAAAAUGUUAUUCUCCCAUUACACGGCUACAUAAGUUUAACUGUCUGCUCGUUUGGCAUAACGGUGAAUGUAAUGAACAUAAUUGUCCUUACAAAGAAGAACAUGAUCCCGCCAACCAAAGCUACUCUCACUGGACUGGCGGUAGCUGAUAUGAUGGUGAUGUUCUCCUACGUCCCUUUCAGCUUCCACAAUUAUUUGAGAACGAGUUUAUAAGAAGAGGAUAAAUUUUCUUUUGCUUGGGCUGUAUUCACUCUCUUUCACGCACAUUUUACUGUGAUAAAUCACACUAUAUCUAUAUGGUUGACAGUUACUUUACAUGGAGAUUCAUGGCAGUAUGUUAUCCAGCGCGCACUAUGAGAUAGAGAGGUUUUGUGAGGGCACGUAUGGCAAUAGCAUCUACCUAUACUGCAUGUACAGUCCUCUGCAUUCCCGUAUACUUGACCUUUACUGUGGCAUCUUAUUCGGACAACAAUGACAAUACUCUUUAUACAGUAGAUUUCAGUGAGAUAGCAAGGCGACAUAAUGGACUUCUAGCUAAAAUCAAUUUUUGGAUGUUUAGUGUGAUUACAAAGCUAGUGCCAUGCGUCGCUCUUACAGGAUUGAGUCUUGGACUCAUCAGAGUUCUUUAUGAAGCAAACGACAGUAGGCAGAGGCUGAAGGUAAGGUCUGAAUGUGACAAAAGUCAUGACAAUACCACAGAAGUGCUGUUAGCUGUGCUUUUUCUAUUCCUUGUCACAGAAUUCCCAUCUGGGAUGCUCGCCCUUUUAAGUGGUGCUUUGGGUGAUGAAUUUGUCAAUAAUGUAUACUUGAAUUUUGGAGACACAAUGGACAUUUUAGCUCUAGUGAAUAGUUCAGUCAACUUUAUUAUUUAUUGUUCAAUGAGUCGUCAAUUUAAAGACACUUGUUCCUAACACGGUGGAAUAAAGGUAACUGGGCUGCUAAAAUACCGCCUGCCGAGCGAACGCAAACUUUGGGAACAUCUGCGUAUGAGUUCUGAAUGAACAUUGAAAGAAUGAACAUUGAAAUAAAAAUUAAUAUAAAUGCUAUUCUCCCGCAAUGUACAUAUUCCUUCUGUUUAUAUGCUUGAUAGCAAUAGUCAAAAAAGCAUAUCUUUUCUCUGUAGGUAAUUAUGAAUGUAAAAGAAUUUCGCUUUGUUAAUCUGAAAAUUAAAAUAUAAUUGAUCCAUCACAUCUAAGUUUAAAAGGGUUACUUUUCCACUAAUAGUCCAAAAGUAUUUUCGUACACCGACCAAGGAAACUUAAAAUUAAAAAUGAAAUAUUUUACGAUAUUACACUAACCGAUAAAUUAUACUAAAAGCAAACUUGGAAAAUACCUCAGUGCCUUUAAUUAUACCGGCACAUCUAGAAUUUAUACUUUGUUUAAUACUUUAGAAAACUGUUUAGCUUUGUUUUGUCUUUGAAGUAUUGUUUUACGUCAUGUGCUAAAAAGGCAUUUAAGGAUUAAUGAAAAAUAAGCAACCAGAGUUUUACUUCUUAAGCAUGAUAAACAAAAGUGAAAAAAGGAAAUAAAUUUCUUAUAACUCUAAUUGUUUUCUGUGAUUUUAUGUAAAUAUUUUGCGAUUUUGAAGAAUCGUGAUUUAAACCAACUCAGAUUGUUAAUAUCUGCAAUAAAAUCAAACGCCUCCUAUUCGAAUUUUCUGUAAUAGAAAAAUAAUUGAUUAAAGAUGCUAUUGAAUGUUUCACUACAGGAAGUAAUUUUUGUAUUUAUAAAAGGAAAGAUAACAUAGCAUGGGAAGUUAUUUUCAUUUCUUUUGUAUAUGAAAGUUUAUUCUGAGAAUCAUAUAUUAAAA